CCACAGUGUUGUGUAAUCAGUAAUGGACGUUCCCAUUUCAGAUUAGCAUACAGUAUCUCCACACCAACUCAACCAGCCACACCAGGCCCUUCAGUGCUAUUGCUGAACUCAUAGUCAACGGAUACGACCACCAUGUCAAUGCCAACCAGAUAUGGAUCGAUAAGACUCAGAUCAAAGACAAGGAGUGUCUAACAUUCAUGGACAACGGAAACGGAUUUAGCCCUGAUUUGAUGCAGCGGAAGCUCAGCGACAAAAAAGCAGUGAACGGCGAACAUCCCAACGGUUUCAAGUCUGGCUUAAUGCGUCUGGGCCAGGAUGCCAUAAUUUUAUCCAAAUCAAAGAAUGUCCUGUGUGUUGGCAUGCUGUCACAGAUUUACCUGGAGAAGAUCGGAGCCAAGCACAUUUUUGUGCCUAUCAUCAGCUUUAAUAAACAAGAAGCAAAUAAGUUCAGUGGGAGUGAGAUGUGGCAGAACCGGGCCAGUCUGAGGGACAUACUGGACCACUCACCCUUCAACACUGAGGAAGAGCUGCUCACUGAGCUCCAAGCUAUCGAGGGCCCCACCGGGACCAAGAUCAUCAUCUGGAACCUCUGCAGGACAUCUGAAGGGAAAAUGGAGUUGGAUUUCACCGCAGAGAAUGAUAUCCGCAUUAUCUGUAAUGGCUCAGGCACUUCAGUCCCUGAGAUUCACUCCUCCUUGCGUGCAUACUGCAGCAUCCUCUACUUGAGGCCCUCUAUGCAGAUCAACAUUCGAGGAAAGAAGGUGGAGGAUCGUCCCAUCUACGAGAGCCUUGACUAUAUCGACAGAUCGUACAGCUACAAACCCCUAACUCUGGAAAGAAUCCCCAUCAUCUUUGGGAACAACAAGAGCAAAGAGCAUUAUGGCCUCAUGAUGUACCACAACAACAGACUCAUCAAGGCGUAUAAACGUGUCACUACACAGAUGACAAGCAUCGGAGUCAUUGGUGUGAUUGAGUGUAAUCAUCUGUCACCAACUCCCAACAAACAGGACUUUGAUAACGAUGACGCUUACAAGAAAACUAUCAAAAGUAUGGCAGAAAAGUUAAGGAACUACAGUGAAAAAAUAAGUAAGAACGUCGGUGAUAACAACAGCAACAACAACAGUGAUAACAAUAACGUACCCAUUGAGGAGCCAAAGUGAGUCCACAAUCACAGCGUUUUGAGUGGUUUAGGUAUCGUCAUCAUACAAGUUCCCUGUAUGAUCUUUAAUGGCUACAGCUAAAUGUGUCUCAUAUUAACUGUUUGAAGUUUAUUCAAUCACUGCAGCCACAUACUGUGAUACUUGUGGUUUUGUCAGGUGAAACCUGACAAACUUAACAAAGUUAUUAGUACUGCCUCCAUUCAGAAUAGGACAGGACACCUGUAUGUGGUCUUUUACGGACAUACAGAAAACUGGUCAUUGGCUGACCUUGGCGUUUCUGACCAUUUUUUAUGUGGACAGUAACGAGAGGAAUGAUGAGCAUGGUGAAUCUGAAGAG
Messenger RNA from Gadus morhua (Atlantic cod), 1497 nucleotides. Its product is annotated as MORC family CW-type zinc finger protein 3. The coding region runs from base 198 to 1160 and encodes 320 amino acids. Lineage: Eukaryota; Metazoa; Chordata; Actinopteri; Gadiformes; Gadidae. Gene Ontology annotation, cellular component: nucleus; PML body. Gene Ontology annotation, molecular function: ATP hydrolysis activity. The record is from RefSeq and is a predicted model, not a curated record. The transcript is spliced from 9 exons.